GUAUUUUUUCAUGAUAACAUGGAUUGAGAAAUGCUAUUCUGUUUCACUGAUAAUUGUGUAAAUAUGUUACAUAUAUAGGACAAUACUACGUUCUGUUUUAUCAUAAAGAUGCAAAUACUUUCUCUAAAUUUUCUAAUAUAUACUGUCGUUGGUAUAUGGCGACCUAUUGACUGGUCAUCGAAUGUUGCUAAACUGCUUUAUAAUGCAUUUACCUUUAUUGUGCUGGUCUUGGAAUACUUUUUAAUGUUAACUCAAUUUAUGGACAUUGUUUUUGUUGUCGAUAAUAUCGAUGAUUUUAUCACGAAUACUGUAAUGUUCCUUAGUAUUGUUGGUGUGUGUUUUAAAGCGACCAUUGUUAUAAUACGUCGAAAUUCAAUUAUUAGCCUAGUGCAUAUAUUAUUGAAGGCACCAUAUAAACCUCGAGAUGAAGACGAAAUGGCAAUACAAAUGAAAUAUGAUAAGUUUAUAAAGUCAUGCUCGAUAAUGUAUUUACUUUUGGUGAUAAGUUCCGUUACAGGCGUCACAGCAGGGUCGGUGUUAAACAUAAUGCAAGGUCAUUUACCUUACAGAGUAUGGUUGCCAUACGAUAUUAACGUAUCUCCGAUUUUCUGGAUUACGUCCAUUCAACUGAUUUUAUCAGUAAUUCUCGGCGCAAUUAUAACUGUUGGCACGGAAACUUUAGUUUUUGGAUUAUUUUUGCAAACUUGUGCUCAGUUUGAAAUUUUUGAAAAUCGUCUUCAUAAAUUAAUUAUUAACAAAAUAGCUAGUUAUCUGAAUCAUUUACCUGCUUCACCAAAUAACAAAAAAGUAACAAUAUCGAAGUACAUACAUCAUCAUCUCUGCAUUUACAAAUUCGCUAAGACAAUAAACAUCAUAUUCAAUCAAAUAUUCUUCGUUCAAUUUUUUGGCAGUAUAUUAUUAAUAUGUACGAGUGUAUAUUAUGUCUCAACGCAUAUAAUGGAAUCCAGAAGUGCAACUAUGAUAAUUUAUACUUGUAGUAUGUUUGUACAAAUCUACUUUUUCUGUUGGUCCGGAAAUGAAGUUAUACUUAAAAGUAUGAAUGUAGGAGAUGCGAUAUAUCACACAGAAUGGCCUUUAUUAUCAAUUAGCGAUAAGAAGGAACUUUUGAUGAUCAUGAUGCGUAGCACAAUUCCUAUUAAGUUUACGAGUAGUUUUUUGAUAACUUUAUCUCUUCAGUCUUUCAGUAAUAUUUUGAAAACAUCAUAUUCUGCAUUUAAUAUAUUGCAAAAGUGA
Messenger RNA from Camponotus floridanus (Florida carpenter ant), 1254 nucleotides. RefSeq names its product odorant receptor 13a. Gene Ontology annotation, cellular component: plasma membrane. Gene Ontology annotation, molecular function: olfactory receptor activity; odorant binding. Bases 109 to 1254 code for a protein of 381 amino acids. The record is from RefSeq and is a predicted model, not a curated record. Gene Ontology annotation, biological process: sensory perception of smell; detection of chemical stimulus involved in sensory perception of smell. Lineage: Eukaryota; Metazoa; Arthropoda; Insecta; Hymenoptera; Formicidae. The transcript is spliced from 6 exons.